GCCCUGGCGAUGUGGUAGUAUGUGAUACAAAGUCGCCGAGUUGAAGUCUUGCGUUUUGUUGAGUUUUUCGUCCAACUGUUCAAGUGCAAUAAAUAACACAGUGGUAAUGCGGAAUAGCUAAUGAAUAAUAGAAAGACUACGAUUCAAAGAGCGAUAAAUACGGCAAAGGGAUACGUGCAGACAAACGGCCAAGCAGAAGUCAACGAUCGAGGGAUUCAGGACGAGGACGCGAGUGAAGGAAGCUAAGGAAGUUAAAGGACUCGCACCCGGAAUCCUUCAGCGUCCAGCCUCCAAUCCAAACAUCCUCCACAGCCUCAACAACAUCCUCCACAUCCUCCAGUAAUCACCAGCAACAGUCAAUCGGACUCGCGAGCUAAAUGUCCAGUUGCCGCUAUCGUUCCAUACGGACGGCGUGUCACUCCCGACAAAUGCGUAUUGUGGUUGACCUUGUUUAAUAUAAUUAUGGCCGAGCGGUCGUUACAAAAGUAUCAGAAAUUGGAUACAGUGACGGUUGGAAGCGGCUCAGGAAGUAGUGCAAGCAGAGCAUCAACAGGACUCCUUAGGCGGGGGGCACUUGGAUCGAAAGGGAGCCCAUCGCUUAGCUGAUAGAAUGGGUGGCCCGAAAAAAGAGGAAAACCCACCAGGUGGUGGUCCGACGUCAUUGUUUAUUCUAACCGAGGAUAACCCAAUUAGAAAGUACACACGAUUCAUCAUAGAAUGGCCGCCCUUUGAAUACGCUGUGUUAUUGACAAUCAUAGCCAACUGUGUUGUGUUGGCACUAGAGGAGCACUUGCCAGGGGGCGACAAGACAGUAUUGGCUCAAAAAUUGGAAAAAACGGAGGCCUAUUUUUUAUGCAUUUUCUGUGUAGAAGCGUCGCUCAAGAUCCUCGCCUUAGGGCUUGUUCUGCAUAAACACUCCUAUCUCAGGAAUAUUUGGAACAUCAUGGAUUUUUUCGUUGUAGUUACGGGAUUCAUGACACAGUACCCACAAAUAGGGCCCGAGGUAGACCUAAGAACACUUAGAGCCAUUCGUGUGCUACGGCCCUUAAAAUUAGUGUCUGGAAUUCCUAGUUUACAAGUAGUUUUAAAAUCUAUAAUCAAGGCGAUGGCACCUUUACUGCAAAUCGGUCUCUUGGUGUUGUUUGCAAUCGUAAUUUUUGCAAUCAUUGGACUCGAGUUUUAUUCGGGCGCACUGCAUAAGACUUGUUAUAGCUUAGAAGAUCCAAACAAACUAGUGAAGGAGGGCGAAUCAGAGACGCCUUGCAACACGGACAACAUCCUGGAAAAGGCCGCCGGCUCCUUCGUAUGCAACAACACCACGAGCAUGUGUCUGGAGAAGUGGGAGGGACCAAAUUCAGGUAUCACGAGUUUCGAUAACAUCGGAUUUGCCAUGUUGACCGUAUUCCAAUGUAUCACCAUGGAGGGCUGGACGGCAAUACUGUAUUGGACCAACGACGCAUUAGGUUCAGGAUGGAAUUGGAUAUAUUUCGUGCCUCUUAUAGUUAUAGGCUCAUUUUUUAUGCUCAACUUAGUUCUUGGUGUCCUUAGUGGUGAAUUCGCAAAAGAACGAGAAAAAGUAGAAAAUAGACAAGAGUUUCUUAAACUUAGAAGGCAGCAGCAACUAGAAAGAGAGUUGAACGGCUAUGUUGAAUGGAUUUGUAAAGCUGAGGAGGUUAUCCUGGCCGAGGAGCGAACAACCGAAGAGGAGAAAAUGCACAUAAUGGAGGCUCGAAGACGAAAUGCUGCCAAGCGGAAAAAGCUGAAAAGCUUGGGAAAAUCCAAGUCCACAGAUACAGAGGAAGAGGAAGCGGAGGAAGAUUACGGAGACGAUGGUUACCUCAAAACGCGCUCGAAACCCCAAGGAAGUUGUACUGGAUUCUGGCGGGCGGAGAAGAGGUUUCGUUUCUGGAUCCGGCACACGGUGAAGACGCAGUGGUUCUACUGGUUCGUCAUCGUCCUCGUCUUUCUGAACACCGUCUGCGUUGCCGUCGAGCAUUACGGCCAGCCCUCGUUCCUCACGGAGUUUCUGUACUAUGCUGAAUUCAUCUUCCUGGGACUGUUCAUGUCGGAGAUGUUCAUCAAGAUGUACGCGUUGGGGCCCCGCAUCUACUUUGAGUCGUCGUUCAACCGAUUUGAUUGCGUUGUCAUUAGUGGUUCGAUAUUCGAAGUGAUCUGGUCCGAGGUGAAAGGCGGUUCGUUCGGUCUGUCUGUGCUGCGUGCCCUGCGAUUGCUGCGCAUCUUCAAAGUCACCAAGUACUGGUCGUCGCUGCGCAAUCUAGUCAUCUCACUGUUGAACUCGAUGAGAUCGAUCAUCUCAUUGUUGUUCCUGCUCUUCUUGUUCAUCCUUAUAUUCGCCUUACUGGGCAUGCAGUUGUUUGGCGGCCAGUUCAAUCUGCCCGGAGCCACGCCCGAAACGAAUUUUAACACUUUCCCGAUAGCACUGUUGACUGUAUUCCAAAUCCUCACUGGCGAAGAUUGGAACGAGGUCAUGUACCAGGGCAUCAUUUCUCAGGGUGGUGCGCAGAAAGGAAUGAUUUACUCUAUAUACUUUAUCGUUUUGGUACUCUUCGGAAAUUACACGCUAUUGAAUGUGUUCUUGGCUAUCGCCGUUGAUAAUUUGGCGAAUGCCCAAGAACUUACAGCAGCCGAAGAGGAACAAGUCGAAGAGGAUAAAGAGAAACAACUGCAGGAGCUCGAGAAGGAGAUGGAGGCCCUCCAGGCGGAUGGAGUUCAUGUGGAGAAUGGCGACGGUGCUGUCGCCCCCAGCAAGUCCAAGGGCAAGAAGAAGGAGGAGGAGAAGAAGGAGGAGGAGGAGGUGACCGAGGGUCCCAAGCCGAUGCUGCCCUACUCAUCGAUGUUUAUACUAUCACCAACCAAUCCCAUACGACGCGGCGCCCAUUGGGUGGUUAAUUUACCAUAUUUUGAUUUCUUCAUUAUGGUUGUCAUCUCAAUGUCAUCAAUAGCAUUAGCAGCCGAAGAUCCCGUUCGUGAGAACUCGAGGCGAAACAAGAUAUUGAAUUAUUUCGAUUAUGCAUUUACCGGCGUAUUCACGAUAGAAAUGUUGCUGAAAAUUGUAGACUUGGGUGUGAUCCUGCACCCUGGCAGCUAUUUAAGAGAAUUCUGGAAUAUUAUGGAUGCUGUGGUCGUUAUAUGCGCUGCUGUUAGUUUCGGUUUCGAUAUGAGCGGUAGCAGCGCUGGACAAAAUUUAUCGACUAUUAAAUCGCUACGGGUAUUGCGUGUACUGCGCCCAUUGAAGACCAUUAAGCGUGUACCGAAAUUGAAAGCCGUGUUCGAUUGCGUCGUGAACUCAUUGAAAAAUGUUGUUAACAUUCUAAUCGUGUACAUAUUGUUUCAAUUUAUAUUUUCUGUUAUUGGAGUACAAUUGUUCAAUGGAAAAUUUUUUCAUUGUACGGACGAAAGUAAACAUACUUCCGCAGAGUGCCAGGGCUACUACUUCAAGUACGAGGAGGACGAGCUGCUGCCAAAACAGGAGCAACGUGUCUGGAAACCGCGGGCUUUCCACUACGACAAUGUGGCCGCUGCGAUGUUGACCCUGUUCGCCGUUCAGACCGGCGAGGGAUGGCCACAGGUCUUGCAACACUCAAUGGCUGCCACUUAUGAAGAUAGGGGUCCAAUCCAAAAUUUCCGGAUCGAAAUGUCCAUAUUUUAUAUUGUGUAUUUUAUUGUAUUUCCGUUCUUCUUCGUCAACAUAUUCGUGGCCUUGAUUAUUAUUACGUUUCAAGAGCAAGGCGAAGCUGAGUUACAAGAUGGCGAAAUUGACAAAAAUCAGAAAUCCUGCAUCGAUUUCACUAUAGGAGCACGUCCCCUCGAACGCUAUAUGCCCAAGAAUCGGAACACCUUCAAGUAUAAAGUGUGGCGCAUUGUGGUGUCCACGCCCUUUGAGUACUUCAUUAUGAUGUUGAUCGUAUUCAAUACCCUUUUGCUGAUGAUGAAGUAUCACAAUCAGGGCGACAUGUACGAAAAGGCGCUGAAGUACAUCAACAUGGGAUUCACCGGCAUGUUCAGUGUGGAAACGGUGCUCAAAAUCAUUGGAUUCGGUGUUAAGAACUUCUUCAAGGACCCGUGGAACAUAUUCGAUUUGAUCACCGUUUUGGGCAGCAUUGUGGAUGCACUUUGGAUGGAAUUCGGGCACGAUGAUUCGAACUCAAUCAACGUCGGCUUCCUGCGUUUAUUUCGAGCGGCGCGACUUAUCAAAUUACUUCGACAAGGAUACACGAUUCGAAUUCUGCUGUGGACAUUUGUGCAAUCCUUUAAGGCACUGCCCUAUGUCUGUUUGCUUAUAGCCAUGCUAUUUUUCAUAUACGCCAUUAUUGGCAUGCAGGUGUUCGGGAAUAUCAAACUAGGUACGGUGGAAAAUUCCAUUACUAGACACAACAACUUCCAAUCAUUUGAGCAAGGCGUCAUGUUGCUAUUCAGGUGUGCAACUGGCGAGGCAUGGCCCAACAUAAUGCUGGCAUGUUUGAAGGGCAAGGCCUGCGACGAUGACGCCGAGAAGGCACCUGGGGAGUACUGCGGAUCCACACUGGCCUACGCCUACUUCGUAUCGUUUAUAUUCUUCUGCUCCUUCCUGAUGCUGAAUCUGUUCGUCGCCGUCAUCAUGGAUAAUUUCGAUUAUCUCACCAGGGACUCCAGCAUAUUGGGUGCCCAUCACUUAGACGAAUUUGUGCGCAUAUGGGCGGAAUAUGAUCCAAAUGCGACUGGAAAAAUACACUACACGGAAAUGUACGACAUGCUGAAGAACAUGGAUCCACCGUUGGGCUUUGGCAACAAGUGUCCCAAUCGACUGGCCUACAAGAAACUGAUUAGAAUGAAUAUGCCACUGGACGAUGAAUUGAGAGUUCAGUUCACCACAACGUUAUUCGCUUUGAUUCGCGAGAAUCUCAGCAUCAAAAUGAGAGCGCCUGAGGAGAUGGACCAGGCGGACAUGGAACUGCGGGAGACCAUCACGAACAUCUGGCCAUUGCAGGCGAAGAAGAUGCUGAACCUGCUGGUCCCGCCCAGCGAUCAGCUCAACAAGGGCAAACUGUCAGUGGGUAAAAUCUAUGCAGGUUUCCUCAUCCUGGAGUCCUGGCGCAGCACGCGGUUCGGCCAACUCGAUUCGGGAAUGCCGCGGAAGAAGCUGGAGCACGACGAUGAGCAUAAAUAUAGCCCAACGGCAGUCGAGGAGCCGAAACAAUCAUUCUUUAACUGCCUCCUCGAUAUGGCCGCCCUUGACAAAGGAGGAUCGCGUCAGGGCUCCAUAAGUUUCGAGCCGAAUGGGGAAGGAGCCGCCAACUCACAAACACAUUUGUUAGCCAGCACGCACCACCACCACGCAAACGGUGAUGCCGAACACAACAGUUUGGCAACACUGGCACGGCGGAGUACGAUCAGAAAGCGAUCAGUUAGAAACAAAAAGGUGAAUAAGUUUGAUAAACUCCAAGCGAUGCUGGAGCUGCAGGACGCAUCGAGACACCCAUCGCAGGAGUCGCUAACCGGUGCCGAUGCUGGCCAUCUACAUCCUGGACAUUCGUACAUGAAUGGCCAUCGGCGAUCGCCUAGCCUGAGGCACAACGGCUCUCCACUGGCCAGAUCUCCGAGUCCUCGACGGCGUGGCCAUCAAUACAUACAUCAUGAUAUCGGGUUCUCCGAUACCGUAUCUAAUGUUGUAGAGAUGGUCAAGGAGACUCGCCAUCCUAGGCAUGGCAACAGUCAUCCGCGGUAUCCAAGAGGUUCAUGGUCAGCAUCGACAAGUCCGGCCCGUUCGCCUUCGCCUUCUCGAUAUGGUGGUCAUUUGUCUCGCAGUAAACGCACUCAACUGCCUUAUCCCACAUAUGGGACAACCAGUCUAUGUCAAAGAUCACGAUCGCCGAGUCCCGCUAGACUUCAGGAGAUGCGUGAACGAGACAGACUUGGUUAUGGGAUUGAUAUGGGUGUAACGCAUGUACAGCACAGUUACCCUACACUGGCCUCCCGAAGAGCCGGCAUCGGAAGACGGCUUCCUCCGACGCCCAGCAAACCGUCAACACUGCAGCUCAAGCCAACCAAUAUCAAUUUCCCCAAACUGAAUGCCAGUCCCACACAUACACACCACUCAACGCCCCACAGUGUUCACUCGCUACCACACCACCGCGACCUGCUGCGAGAUCCGAGGGACAUGUACUACAGUAGUAGAGAACGCGAGCGGGAUCGCGAACGCCUUAGGGAUCGGGAUCGGGAUCGGGAUCGCGAAAGGGAUCGCGAUCGCCUGCACGAGUACGACCUGCGCUACGAGUACCGGGAUCGCGAGCGGGAGUUGUACGAGCGCGAAAGAGAUCGCGAGCGGGAGGUCGAAAGAGAAAGACUGGAAUAUAUAGCACCGCUGUCAUUCGAACAAGCGCUGGCUAUGGGCCGAACAGGUCGUGUACUGCCAUCUCCAGUUCUAAAUGGUUUUAAGCCAAAGAGUGGUCUGAACCCUCGACACUCCGAUUCGGAUGAGGAGGAUUGGUGCUAGCAAAGGCUUUGAUUGCGAUCGCGUAAUCGAAAGGAUCAGAUCUGGGUAUAGCAUCAGGCCAUUUGCUCCUCGUUGUCAGCACCAAACUUAGAUCACAAUUUUGAUACGAUACGACACAGCUAUCAGAUACCCGAACAUCAGCGAACCCAUCCAUACCUUUGUCCACUAGUACACCAACACCAACACCAACACUUACACCAACACCAACACCUACACCACCUACACCAACGACCACACCAAGAGCAGCACCUAUAUCAAAGGUAUGGCACGAACGUAUCGACACCGAAACUAGGAACAACUAUAUCUGAUAUCAAAUUGGCUGGAGUUAGCUUACAGGAAUUAAACCCAAAUCGACAACCGCAAUCGCAACAGAAGCAGGAGCAACAAUUUCAUCAGGAUGGGUGGCUCAGAUGGUACCGGCAAGCGGUUCCAUACGGAUCCCCGGUGAUGGCAUCAUUGCCGGCGACCAGAACAACAUCGCCCCACUCCGAUAUCGAAUUCAUUAGAAAUAUGAAGAGAAG
Messenger RNA from Drosophila santomea, 7014 nucleotides. It is a transcript of the gene cac, whose product is annotated as voltage-dependent calcium channel type A subunit alpha-1. The transcript has 36 exons. Gene Ontology annotation, cellular component: membrane; voltage-gated calcium channel complex. The record is from RefSeq and is a predicted model, not a curated record. Gene Ontology annotation, biological process: calcium ion import across plasma membrane; chemical synaptic transmission. Lineage: Eukaryota; Metazoa; Arthropoda; Insecta; Diptera; Drosophilidae. Bases 611 to 6493 code for a protein of 1960 amino acids. Gene Ontology annotation, molecular function: high voltage-gated calcium channel activity; calcium ion binding.